AAGAAGGAGAGCGCAAGCGCUUGGGUAUCUGCUUCCUGUGGCCACCACUUCCCCUUCCGCUCCCUCUAUGCUCUUCUCUGCUCUUUUUGCCCUCUCUUGCUGGUCUUUGGUGCUGCCAUCAUUGUCCGUUGCCAAGCCGCUGCCAUGGGCGGGACGCGAUGUGACAAAAGAUGCACCCUAUACCGUCCCCGUCUCCACGCUCUCGUCUGCCAUCGAGUGCCCCUCUUCGACGCCCAUCGGUGAUGCACCCGGCGGCGUCGUUCUCCUCGUCCACGGCACAGGGUCCACCGGUGAGGAGAGCUGGGGCUCCACACCGUACGCUUCGCUCCUCCCCCAACUCUCGCCCGGGUUCGACAUUUGCUGGAUCACACUGCCCGGCCGUUCGCAGGGCGACAUCCAAGUGAGUGCCGAAUACGUCGCCUACAAUGUUGCACCACUGGCCUCGAAGAGCAAGACGGGCACAAUCAGCGUCAUCGGCCACUCGCAGGGCAACCUCGACAUCCAGUGGGCCCUCAACUUUUGGCCCUCGACCCGGCCGUUGGUCAAGAGCUUCACGAGCCUCGCCGGCGACUUCAAUGGCACCGACGAAGGACCGUUCCUCUGCGGCAUUGGGAACCUCACCUCGACUGGCUGCACGCCCGCAACGAUUCAGCAGUCAACGACGAGGCUGACGGGGGGAGGGCCCAGCGCCUUUCUGGCUGCGCUGCACACUUUCGGAGGAAAGGCGCUGGUCAAGACGACGUCGCUCUUUACGCGGUACGACGAUGUGAUCCAGUCGGAGCAGGAGCCCUACCCCACAAGCCGGCUCCCUGGCGCGGACAGCAUCGCUCUCCAAGAUGAAGGCAUCUGUGGCCCAGCGCACCUGGCCGAGCACUUUACCAUGCUCGUCGACACAGCUGCGUUUGCCCUGGCCUACGACGCCCUGACGCACGACGAGGGCGAUGCGACGUCACGCUUCGACAAGCAGUACUGCUUCCACUACAUAAACGAGACGCUGGUAGAGGGCGACUUGCAGCUGUUUGCAAAGACGCCAGACAUUGUCAAGUCCAUCGUUCUCGACGUGUCCUCGUUUGAGACGGAGCCACAACAGAAGACGGAGCCAGCGUUGAUGAGCUACGUGUGCGAGAGCGGAAGCGCAGAAAACUGUGGCUGAGGCACCUCUCGCUCUUUUCACUUCACUUUGUGGGAGAAGGAAGAAUGCCCUUCUGACUUGGGCUAGGCCACAAUUGGAUGGGCGGCGGGCUGACCAGAAUCCAAUCUACUUCCAGUGGUGUAGCGGCGGUGGCUACCCCAACCACUUAUCUAAGCCUCCCCCCCUCUUACCCAUCGUGUAUAGUAGUUGUAGAUCACCCGUUGCUGCGGUGAUGAGAAAAGAAAAGCCUGGCUUCCCUGAUGCCGGGCAUUGCAACCG
Messenger RNA from Acaromyces ingoldii, 1411 nucleotides. Its product is annotated as alpha/beta-hydrolase. NCBI's taxonomy places the organism in Eukaryota, Fungi, Basidiomycota, Exobasidiomycetes, Exobasidiales, Cryptobasidiaceae. The record is from RefSeq and is a predicted model, not a curated record. The transcript is spliced from 2 exons. The coding region runs from base 68 to 1153 and encodes 361 amino acids.